Messenger RNA from Vavraia culicis subsp. floridensis, 1537 nucleotides. RefSeq lists its product as uncharacterized. NCBI's taxonomy places the organism in Eukaryota, Fungi, Microsporidia, Pleistophoridae. The record is from RefSeq and is a predicted model, not a curated record. The transcript has a single exon. Gene Ontology annotation, biological process: regulation of DNA-templated transcription. Bases 1 to 495 code for a protein of 164 amino acids.
AUGAAAAGAAUCGAGGAUGUGAACAUCACACGUUCAAUAAUAAUCGGAACAUCUGCCUCUUUAAUAAAGAAUCCUACAACGGACAACACGCAUACCUGGAAAUUCUACGUUAAAUCACCAACCAACACACCGAUGAACUACAUUUCUAAAGCGGUGCUCACACUCCAUGAAACGUUCAAAGACCCGGUACGCACAAUAACACAUCCCUUCGUGCUUGAGGAGAAGGGUUGGGGCGAGUUCAACAUCAAUGUUAAGCUGUUCUUUAACGAUUUGAACGAAAAAUUCAUUACAUUAUCUCAUUUUUUGAAAUUGUACGGGGAGAACAACGAGGAGGUGGUAGUCAAUGAAAAGAGGGAGACCAUUGUUUUUCGGUCACCUAGCAAGCGGUUAUAUGACAUGUUAGAUGAUGAAGAGGCGUGUGAUGAUGGAAGUGACGAGGAAAAAAUAGAGAAUGCCUUGAAGUAUGUACUGAAGAAAUAUGAAGAGCUGCCAUAGAAGAGCCCGUGGAAGAAUCGCUGCAAUGGAUUGGCCAGAUGAAAAUGGGUAAAUUUAGAGCAGUUCUGGUAGUACCUUACAUCCGUGACUUGAUAAGAAGGAGAACAGUGCAAAAUCGGUAUAGCACGGCGUAAAAUAAUAACAUUGGCACGAUGAUAAGAUCGGAAUAAAUCGUAAAUGUGAAUAAAUGUUUGAAAAGAAUGUCUGAGUAAAGCACAUUUGUUUAAUAUUUUUCUUACGGCACAGUAGCGCUUGCCUUAACUUCAGAAAACAGUUUUGUCAGCAGUUUAUUGAACUAUAGCCAGGUAGAACGAAGUAUGUAUGGGGUGACAAACCUCGUUGUGGUUGAGAGUUGAAUUUUAAAGAAUGUGCAGAUAAUUCGGAAAAUAUUGAAAGAUUGGUCAAACAGGACGAACAUAUCCUGUACACGUGGCAAAUGAUACUUUUGGAACAAUUAUUGAUGCUCACGAACAGAUAUGGCCAGGUACAUAAUUGCCAAUGAUCGUGGGUAACAGCAGUCACGUAAGCACAGAAAUAACCUGAACGUAAAUUAUUUAUUUUUAUUGCGAUGAGAAGUCCUGGGAUCUGUUCGAAUUACCAGUGUCUUUGCUGUGAAACUACAACAAAUAUUUUUUCCUCAUUCAUCACCGGUGUAUGUAAUUGAAUGCCCUGUAACAUUCCCAUCGGUAUCCUGGCACUAAAACUCAUGGUUGCACUGGAAUAGGUGACAGGCCUUCGUAAAGUCAGAAAUGCUAAAGUGUCACAGUCAUAUAUACGCAGUGUGCUGAAAUACUUCACUAAACCACCAAAAGUAUUUCAAGCAACGGGUACACUGUGCUUAACACGUAUGUGCAAGGGAAUGAUUUGGAACGUAAUGUGUUGAUGUGUGAUUUUGAGCCUUCUUACAUUCACAGGUUGUGCAAUUAAUUUCGUAAUUCAAUUGGAGCUACAGGAACAUCUGAUGAAUGCAUCUCAGCGUUUCUCGGUGUUGCCGUGUAAGAAGGUAGGUAACAGUACUUUUAGUUAGAAUAAACUAAAUUAC